Messenger RNA from Austrofundulus limnaeus, 1651 nucleotides. It is a transcript of the gene galm, whose product is annotated as galactose mutarotase. The record is from RefSeq and is a predicted model, not a curated record. NCBI's taxonomy places the organism in Eukaryota, Metazoa, Chordata, Actinopteri, Cyprinodontiformes, Rivulidae. The transcript has 10 exons. Bases 126 to 1160 code for a protein of 344 amino acids. Gene Ontology annotation, biological process: glucose metabolic process; beta-D-galactose catabolic process via UDP-galactose, Leloir pathway. Gene Ontology annotation, molecular function: aldose 1-epimerase activity; carbohydrate binding.
GACGUGUUCCAGCAGAGGGCUCGUGUUGUGACUUCACGUCACGUGACGUGACUUCCGCCCUCAGCGGACUGUUUGCACUUCGCAGCUCUACGCUUCAUGACAUAUUUCGAGCUUUAAGAUCCGAGAUGACUCAGGUAAGCCAUCAGCAGUGGGGAACAGUGAGCGGCGUGGGCAGCGUGGACAUGUGGGUCCUUCAGUCCUCCAUGGUGCGGGUGGAGGUCCUCACCCUGGGUGCCAUUAUAAGGUCUGUGUACUACAAAGGGAAGAAUGAUAAAAUGGAGGAUGUAGUCCUGGGCUAUGAUGACCUGGAAGGGUAUGUGUCCGAUAAACGAUAUCUGGGCGCUGUGGUGGGCCGUGUAGCCAACAGGAUUGCUCGGGGACACUUUGUGGUGGAAGGAAAAGAGUACCAACUUGAUAUAAACAACGGACCUAAUGCACUACAUGGAGGCCUACGAGGCUUCAAUAAGGCUAUCUGGCUCGCUACAGAGGUGGACGGUGGUGUGAGCCUGAGUCUCACCAGUCCAGAUGGAGACCAGGGCUAUCCUGGUGAGGUUCAGGUCUCUGUCUCCUACACUCUACAGGGGGAAACACUCACAGCUGAAUACCGAGCCCGCUCCACCAAAACCACCCCCAUCAACCUCACCAACCAUUCCUACUUCAACUUAUCUGGGCAGGGAGCAGCAGAUGUCUAUGAUCAUGAAGUGUCCAUCAGUGCACAGUCUUACCUGCCAGUUGAUGAGACUUCCAUUCCUACAGGAGAGAUCAGGGCUGUGGAAGGCACACCGUUUGACCUCAGAAAGCAAGUUCUGAUUGGCGCUCGACUGAAGGAAGUUCCUGGUCAAGGGUUUGACCACAACUUCUGUCUGUCCUUACGCAGAGAUGACUGGACAGAAAGACAUGCUGCUAGGGUCUGUCACCCGCCCAGUGGACGUGUUCUGGAGGUUUCUACAAGCCAACCAGGAGUCCAGUUCUACACUGCCAAUUUCCUGGAUGGCUCUAUAGCAGGAAAGGGUGGUUUUAGGUAUAUGAAGCACAGCGCCUUUUGUCUGGAGACACAGAACUGGCCUGAUGCUGUCAACCAGGCUUCAUUUCCUGACUGUCUUCUGCGUCCUGGUGAGGAGUACCAUCACGUCACUCGCUUCACCUUCACCACCGUCUGAUCCAAUAUCAAUGAUCUGUAGAACAAAUUAAAAAAACUGAGAGCAGUCGCUGACCUCGGUUUUAAUCUUCCAAAUGGCAAUAAACUGCUCAGGAACAGCUGACCAGCCCCAUUCUGGACCAGAACUACCCAGAUCCAAUCAGGAGUUGGGUUCUUGGAAAUGUAGCUGAUUUCUGUUGGUUGUUCCAAGUUAAAUUAAAUAGGACUGUGAUUUCUUCAGGGCUUUCCUAAUACUUCUAAUCAAAGUUUACUUAUAGGUUCAAGGAAAAUUCCAGCAACUUGAAAUCUGGUUCUGUGUAAGUGAUAUAAACAAAUACCUGUUGUAGCUCUUUAAACAAACUGAUCUUUGAGAAAACAACAGAGAUGAGCCCAAACGAGAUCUUAAUGCAACAAUCACCUCAUACUAGCUGUCAGCACUGUGGUUCAGGGGUGAUAAUUUGCACUUGUUUUGCAGACCUAAACAAAAAAUAAAAAGUUUCAGUUGUUGUUGAA